AACAUUAAAAGGAAAACAGCAAACCAGCAGAGACAAUGACAAAGAUAUAUUGGGUACGGAAAAAAACGUCGUCCAUAAACCAGCACCUGUAGAAUCUGACUGUGAUCAAUGACUUUACAAACUACUAGGACUAUUAUAUCAUUAUUAUAAUGAACGUGAAAAAUUCCUAUGGCAACGAGAGUGUUUACUGCAUCCCGGAGCACAGUCUGGACCAGUACCUGUUCCCCAUCACUUACAUCCUGGUGUUCGUGCUGAGUGUCCCGGCCAACCUCAUCUCCCUGUACGUGUCCUACCAGCAGGUGAUGAAGAAGAACGAGCUAGGCAUCUACCUCUUCAACUUGUCCUGCUCUGACCUCUUCUACGCUCUGACAUUCCCCAUGUGGAUCGACUUCAGUCUCAAUCAUGAUAACUGGAGAUUUGCGGAAGGGCUGUGCGCAUGGAGCGCCUACAGCAUGCACACCAACCUGUACUGCAGCGCAGGCUUCCUCACCUGUAUAUCCCUGGACAGGUAUCUGGCUGUGGUCUAUCCCUUAAAAUUUCAGCAUCUCAGGACAAGAAAAAUGGCGACUUUUAUCAGCCUAGGUGUGUGGGCGGUGCAGAGCGCGUCCAAUGUCGCCAUCCUACUAAAGAAGGAGACCUUCAAUGACUCCAAAGACUUAUUUUGCUACGACAUCUACCCCAUUGAGGAAUGGAAGGCGAAGUUCAGUAUUUUCAAUGUCAUGGUUGGCCAUUUUCUUCCACUGCUGAUCAUGAUCUUCUGCUCCCACAGGAUCUACGUGGCAGUGCAGGGGAACCAGGCCACGGAGGACAAGGACAAGCAUAAGAUCAAGCAGCUGCUGCUGAUCAUCGUGGUCAUGUUCACCCUCAGCUUUACCCCGUACCACAUCAUGCUCUUAAUUCGCAGUAUAAUGGAGCCCGGAAAUUGCUCCUUUGCCAAAACAAUAUUCAUCCCCUACAAACUGAGCAUCGCAUUAUCCAGUAUCAAUUGCCUGGCCGACCCGCUGCUCUACUGCUUCAUGAGCGAGACCGGGAGGGCUGACGCCAGGACCAUAGUGCAAUGCUGCCAAACCAAGAGUCCGUCCACGCCCAGCUCAGAGCUGCAGAUGUUCAGCGUGUCCGAGAGGUUUAAUAGAUCCAAAAUGUUCAGUGUCAUCACAGAACUAUAGAAUAUUUGUAUAUAGAUUUUCUAUUAAAACUGUAACAAAGAAAGUGUUGAAGUCGCAGCAUUAUU
This is a messenger RNA of Hyla sarda, 1231 nucleotides long. RefSeq names its product psychosine receptor-like. Gene Ontology annotation, biological process: G protein-coupled receptor signaling pathway. Gene Ontology annotation, molecular function: G protein-coupled receptor activity. Lineage: Eukaryota; Metazoa; Chordata; Amphibia; Anura; Hylidae. Gene Ontology annotation, cellular component: membrane. The coding region runs from base 150 to 1166 and encodes 338 amino acids. The record is from RefSeq and is a predicted model, not a curated record. The transcript has a single exon.